UUAUAAUUAGAGUGUAUUUGAAUCAGUAUUUGUUUUUUAGAUCAUUUUGUGGCCAAAAAACAAUCAGAAAAUGUCUUCUGUCUGGGAUUGGGUGAACAUCUUUCACAAAGACAUUGACACUUUGCCACCAUAUCAAGUGGCGGCCGUCAAACCGGAAAACUAUGUUCACUACGAUGUCAUUGCUAGAGAAGACCCGGUAGUAUUGUACUCGCAUUUUACGGCUGACCACGAAAUCAUGUAUGAACUGGUCGUUCACAAAGAUCUUCAUAUAAAGACGGCCUAUAGUUUGAUGCGAAGCAAAUCGGCCACAGAUAUCGAUCGAUACUUUAAUAGUUUGAGCCAAAAGUUGCCACAAAUAUUAACAAUUUCUCCGCACAUUACGGUAGAAAUGCUUCAAGAGAUCUGCAAUUAUGACAAAGAGCACCAAAACCAGAGUUUAGCCCAUAUUUGUGCCUAUUAUUCACAACUCAAUGACUACUUUAAUCAGUUAACACCUAACGACACGGCUAUCAUCAACUGUCGCAGUCCGGGCUCCGGUCGGACUCCUCUACACAUCGCUGUCCUUACGGGUCGCGUAUCAACUGUUCAAAAACUUUUAUCGUUGUCACCGAAUCUGGAAAUUGUCGACCGAAACGACAACAAUGUUCUACAUGUGGCCGCCAAUACCACAAAAGAGAUUAUCGAAAAAAUCUGUUUGGCGGCCAAAACAACGACCAGUGAUGUCAAUCUUAUAUCACUGAUAAACGUCCGAAAUAAUGAUAACUUUACGCCACUCUAUAUCGCCUGUUAUAAUGACAAACCUGACUGUGUUAAGGAACUGCUGAAGAAUGGUGCAGACGUUAACUCGGCGUCGAUUAUCGAUCAAUCAGAUAGCGAAAUGGUUGACCACAAGAUAGACGACGACAAACUAAUAAGUGAUUUGGAAACUAAAGACAUGAAAAACGGUGGGACACCAUUGCAUUGGACAAGUAAUGAAGAGGUGAUGGAAAUCCUCAUUGAGAAAGGCUGUCACGUCGACGGUCGUGAUUUUCAAGGACAGACAGCAUUGCACGUGAAGGUAGCUCGCAGUGAACUAUCGGGUGUUAUAAUCUUACUGAGCUAUGGUGCAGAUGUGUCGAUCAAAGGCCUGAAUGGUAACACACCAUUGCAUUUGGCCGUCAAAUCUGAAUUGUUAGCUAUGGUUCAGGCAUUGAUAGUGUUUGGCGCCGAUGUUAACGCCAAGAACUCUAAUGGAGAGACAGCCAGACAUUUGGCCGCCGCCGGGAAAAGAAGUUCUGAAAUGGAUCUAAUUCUUUAUGUAUURCAUUCAGUGGGCGCCAAACGAUGUUCAACCAAUAGAUCUGAUUGUACUGAUGGCUGUUCCCAAUCAAGUGGCAGUCAAUUCAACGGCAGUCCUCCCGAUAAUUCUCCAUUCAAGAGAAUCGCCAAAUUUUAUGACAAUUUAUUGGGCGAACUUAUUGUUAAAAAAGCCGUAAAACGUAAACAAGAGAACUCAUCGUCGGACAGACAGUCGACGACAACAGCCAAUCGUUGUCGUGUUCUGUGUUUAGACGGCGGAGGUGUCAGAGGUUUGAUAAUCAUACAAAUGUUGUGGGCGUUGGAGACAAUGGCGAAACGUAAGAUGAAUGAGAUGUUUGAUUGGAUGUCCGGCACCAGCACUGGCGGUAUAUUAGCUCUAUUGUUAGCAUUGGGUAACUCUACCGAUGAUUGUCGACGAUUAUACUUUCGGCUCAAAGAUAAAGUUUUUGUUGGUCUUAUGCGUCCAUACGCAUCGGCACCGCUGGAAAAGUUUCUUAAACAGGCUCUGGGAGAGGACACUCGUAUGGGCGACAUUGAGAAACCGCGAGUUAUGGUGACGGCCACCAUUGGCGACCGAUUUCCACCCGGUCUGCAUCUGUUUCGCAAUUACGACUCACCCGCCAAUAUAUAUUGUAACACCGAUGGUCACAAUGUUAAAGAGGUUAUUCCUUCUGUACCUAAUCCACUGGAUGAACACGUUUGGAAAGUUGGCCGAUCUUCAGGUGCAGCACCCACCUAUUUCAGACCAUGCGAUUCAUAUAUCGAUGGAGGACUGAUAGCGAACAAUCCAACUCUGGAUACAUUGACAGAGAUUUGUUCGCUUAAUAAAGCCCUCACAGCUGUCAACAGAGAGUCAGAGACACUUGAUUUGGAUGUUGUUGUCUCACUGGGAACUGGUAGCAUACCGGAGGAAGUGGUACCCAUUAUUGAUAUAUGUCGACCCGAAAGCUGGCACGAUAUAGCCACCAGUGUAGUGUCGGCCAAGAUUCUGGUCAAACUGUUGAUUGAACAGGCCAGUCAAUCGGAUGGACAGGUAGUCGAACGGGCAAAGGCCUGGUGCUCACAGACAGACGUUCCCUAUUUUCGUAUGAAUCCUCCGCUAUCGGAGGACAUUGAGCUCAAUGAGACCGACAAUACAAAGUUAGUGAAUAUGUUAUGGGAGACGACUGCCUAUAUGUUUAGCAGAUAUAAUGAAUUGGAAGAAUUGGUUAUAUUGUUGUCGUAAUAAUAAUAAAUUUUAUUGUUUUUUUAAAUAAUAUAUAUUUUGUAUCUUAAAAUUGUUGUACUGUAUUAGUAUUUUUUAAUUAGUUUCUUAUA
Messenger RNA from Oppia nitens, 2616 nucleotides. RefSeq names its product 85/88 kDa calcium-independent phospholipase A2-like. NCBI's taxonomy places the organism in Eukaryota, Metazoa, Arthropoda, Arachnida, Sarcoptiformes, Oppiidae. The transcript has a single exon. Bases 71 to 2524 code for a protein of 817 amino acids. Gene Ontology annotation, cellular component: mitochondrion. Gene Ontology annotation, molecular function: protein binding. The record is from RefSeq and is a predicted model, not a curated record. Gene Ontology annotation, biological process: positive regulation of ceramide biosynthetic process; lipid metabolic process.